ACAGAGAUGAGCAAGCUGGCCCCGUUUCGUCUCUGGAACUGCCAAGCUAGCUCCUGUCAAGAAACUGUCAAAUAGAGUUAGUUGAGCCGCCACUGCAUGGUAGCUCCUCACCUUGGGGGUAUCGCAUGACUACCCCAGAAUAGAUGAUCGACGUAACACUCGCGUAUUAUGUUUGGUGAUUGCCUAAAAAAGAAACCACGGAUGGGUUGUGAUGGAGUCGCAAACAUUCGAUCAUGGUGAAGACGGCAAGUUUUCUAGUCUGGAGUAUAUAUUGGAUGAGAGCUGCUCCCGAAAGUCUGGUUCAAUUUGUCUUUCUCGCCACCCUCGCCGGCAUCCAGAGUCUCUAUUUCUAGUUCUAGUCCUGGAUUGGACUCUUUUUCUUCUUUUGCGAUUUCAUUUGUCAUCUCCUUCAGCUAUACUCACUCGCUCAGAUUAUCAGCUACUCCAUCUUUUUACCCUCUCUUGUUUUGCAAAUCUUCCAGUUCCUCUCUCUGCAAGGCACGAGACAAAAAUGGUUCAAUUCUCUCUCACCUCGGCCCUUGCGCUGGCAAGCAGCCUCUUUGCCGCCAGCACCCUCGCGGCCAAGUCCAACGGCUGCGGCAGCGUCAACGCCACCCUCACCACGGGCGUGCGCCAGAUCAACGUCAAUGGCCUCCAGAGGCAGUACACCCUCAAGCUCCCCGACGGAUACGACGGCAAGACCCCCAUGAAGCUCGUCUUUGCGUGGCACUGGCGCUUCAGCCGCAUGGAGGACGUCGUCACUGGCGUGAGCAUCCAGCCCUGGUACGGCCUCGAGUCCCGCGCCAAGGGCUCCGCCAUCUUUGUGGCCCCCGACGGCAUCAACAAGGAAUGGCCCAACGACGGCGGCCGCGACGUCGCCUUCGCCGACGCCAUGAUCAAGGAGCUCGAGUCGGGCCUGUGCAUCGACACCGACCAGCUUUUCAGCACCGGCUUCUCGUACGGUGCCUCCAUGACCUUUGCCCUCGCCUGCGCCCGCCCCAAGGUCUUCCGCGCCGUGAGCAUCAUCGGUGGCGGGCAGGUCAGCGGCUGCGAGGGCGGCACCGACCCGGUCAACUUCCUCCAGUUCCACGGAACCGAAGACACCGUCUUCCCCAUGGACAAGGGCCUUGAGCUCAAAGACAGGUUCGUCAAGAACAACGGCUGCCAGGCAAAGGACAUUACAAUGCCCACCAAUCCCGGCCAGAGCACAAGGACAGACUUCACAUGCACCAAGAAGAAGCUCUCCUUUGUCGCCUAUGUCGGCGGUCACGUCGGCGCACCGCUGGGAGAGCAGAACCCGCUUGCUCCAGAUACCACCUGGGACUUCUUCACCAAGUCGACUUAGUGGAUUUCCACUCCCUGCGAUAAAGUGAACAGGUUUCACGAUGAUCGUUCCUUUGCUUGCGUCUUUCUUUUUGGUUUUCGUCCUGGUUGGCAUUAGCGAGUUGGAGUCUGCCAUUACUUGUGUUUUACUCUUUUUUUUUUAUGAUAUCCGUUUGUACAUACCCAUCUUGGUCCGGACCAUGCAGAUAUUAUUCUGAACCUCAAAUAUGACCUGAUUCCC
Messenger RNA from Pyricularia oryzae 70-15, 1564 nucleotides. RefSeq names its product glycosyl hydrolase family 62 protein. The transcript has a single exon. Gene Ontology annotation, molecular function: feruloyl esterase activity. Lineage: Eukaryota; Fungi; Ascomycota; Sordariomycetes; Magnaporthales; Pyriculariaceae. Bases 212 to 1345 code for a protein of 377 amino acids. The record is from RefSeq and is a predicted model, not a curated record.